Molecule: messenger RNA, 1182 nt
Organism: Marasmius oreades (fairy-ring Marasmius)
Lineage: Eukaryota; Fungi; Basidiomycota; Agaricomycetes; Agaricales; Marasmiaceae
Exons: 6
Coding region: 1-1182 (393 amino acids)
Biological process (GO): proteasome-mediated ubiquitin-dependent protein catabolic process
Cellular component (GO): GID complex; nucleus; cytoplasm
Molecular function (GO): ubiquitin protein ligase activity; protein binding
Source: RefSeq, a predicted model, not a curated record
AUGGACGGUCCUAUCAAAGAACUAAGCAAACUUGAGAAGUUGACAGCAAAUACUCCUGCUCGAGGGAAAACGGCAUCAAUCAACGACUCCCUUGACUCACUCCUGGAAGCAUUGGAACCGACGAAACAGGCCGCACAGUCUGGAGAGGCCUCCUCUCAAACUUGGAAAUCUCUCGUAGACACAUUAGAGUCGAAGAAGAAAGAAAUUGAUGAUCGUCAGAAGGAAGUCUAUUCUUCGAUGUCUCGACUUGGGAAAGCAAUAGACAAGAAGUUUUCAACCCCAUUGCCAUCGUACUCGGAUUUAUUCGCAAGUCAAGCUUCCAUAAACGCUCUCGAACGAACCAUCGCCCUGCAUCUUCUGCGGACAGGGCAGUUUGACACAGCUCAGACAUUUAUCGAGGAAUCGGGGGUGACCAUUCCAGAUGACCUCAGGUCCAAGUUCAUCGAUCUACACCAUAUACUGCAAGGUUUGAGGAAUCAAGACAUCAGGCCUGCGUUAAUGUGGGCCAGUGAACACCGUCAUUUCUUGAAGUCACGGACUUCGCCCCUCGAAUUUCAUCUUCACCGUUCUCAGUACAUCCGUUUACUUCUUUCGACACAUCCACCUAAUCCCUUACCUGCUAUCGCUUACGCCAAUGCACAUUUGCGCCCUUUUUUUCAUGAACACGAAGCCGAGUUCAAACGACUGAUGACUUGCAUUGCUUAUCUGCCUCUCUCCCGUUUACAGAAGUCCGUAUACGCGGAUCUAGCAUCCCCCACACUCCACUUCGACUUGGAACCACUCUUUGCGAAAGAGUACUGCGCUAGCCUUGGGAUGAGUCGGCAAGUACCUCUACGUGUUGUGGGAGAUAUCGGGGGUGGUGGGGCAUUGGUUAAGAUAGAGAAAGGAAGAAAAGUAAUGCGAGAAAGAAAAAGCGAAUGGAGCCAACGAGAUGAAUUACCUAUCGAGAUACCUCUACCGCCAGAGAACCGGUAUCACUCGAUAUUCACAUGUCCGGUCUCCAAAGAACAGUCAACGCAACAAAAUCCUCCCAUGAUGAUGUCCUGUGGUCAUGUCAUAGCGAAGGACAGCUUACACAAACUCAGUAAGCCAGCUGGACAGGAACCUUCCGAACGGCGUGUAAAAUGUCCUUACUGUCCAACGGAGUCUCUGGCUUCCUCCGCAAUUCAGGUCUAUUUCUAA